AAGCCGCCCGUGGCCUCCUCGGCCACACUCCUGUCAUCCGCUCUCAACAUGGCUGCGCUCGUCUUCUUUCUGGCGGCAACUCUCCUGGGCCCACUGGAGGCCUUUGACCUGGGCCAGUCCACCCGAUGCGUGGCCAUCCCCAACCAGAUGAAGGUGUGCAAAGAUGUGGGCUACUCCGAGAUGCGCCUCCCCAACUUCUUGGGCCACAGCAACCUGGAGGGCGAAGUGGUGCCCCGUUCUGAGGAUUGGAGACCCCUGCUGCAGACAGGCUGCCACCCCCAAGCCCAGGCCUUCCUCUGCUCCCUCAUCGCUCCCGUCUGUCUCGACACGUUCAUCCAGCCCUGUCGGAGUCUGUGCGUGGCUGUGAGAGACAGCUGUGCACCCGUGCUCGCCUGCCAGGGGCACCCUUGGCCCCAAGCUCUUGAGUGCGACCGCUUCCCCGCCGAGGAAGACAUGUGCCUGUCUCCGCACGUCAAGUUCAUCCAUUUUGCUAAAGAUUUGCCCAAAGCAGCGUGUCAAAACUGUCCUCUGGUGGAAGAAGCUCCCGCUAUGAAAACGGUCCUGGAUGCUUUUUGCCAGCACGACUUUGCCGUGACAGCCAAGCUGCACCGCCGCCGCCUCCUGACGGGUGAGCCCGAGUUUGAGGUGGAGGGCCGGGUGGAAUUCAUCCGCCAGGGUCCGCUGCUGCCCUACGACACCAACCACCUGCUCCACCAGUGGCUGCUCAUCAACUCGCGCUGCGCCAACGCGCUGGUGCGGCCCGGACGCUCACAGCUCUACGUGCUGACCGGCUCGGUGCGGCCCGACGGCACCCUCGCCAUCGCCCGCCUCUUCCCCUGGCACAAGAAGGACGCCAACAUCGCCGUGGCCACCCGCAAGUGGAAGCAUCACAGAUGUUGA
Messenger RNA from Phyllopteryx taeniolatus (common seadragon), 900 nucleotides. It is a transcript of the gene szl, whose product is annotated as sizzled. Gene Ontology annotation, molecular function: Wnt-protein binding. Gene Ontology annotation, biological process: canonical Wnt signaling pathway; non-canonical Wnt signaling pathway; negative regulation of canonical Wnt signaling pathway. The transcript is spliced from 4 exons. Bases 49 to 900 code for a protein of 283 amino acids. NCBI's taxonomy places the organism in Eukaryota, Metazoa, Chordata, Actinopteri, Syngnathiformes, Syngnathidae. The record is from RefSeq and is a predicted model, not a curated record.